This is a messenger RNA of Phacochoerus africanus (Common warthog), 852 nucleotides long. RefSeq names its product transmembrane protein 244 (gene TMEM244). The transcript is spliced from 7 exons. The record is from RefSeq and is a predicted model, not a curated record. Bases 105 to 563 code for a protein of 152 amino acids. NCBI's taxonomy places the organism in Eukaryota, Metazoa, Chordata, Mammalia, Artiodactyla, Suidae.
UGCCUGAAAACAAUCAAGUCAUCUUUCAAACUUGACCAAACUACAAAUGAUGUCGUCAAUACAAGAUGUAUGGAUUUCACCACUCUUUGACAUAGGAUGUGUACAUGGCUCUUCAGGUCAGAGUUGCUCCCAGCAAGGUUGUUUUGCAGAACCUUCUCGUAUGUGUUAUCCUCUUCUACACUGUGUACUAUGCGGUUCUGGGCCUGUGCUGCGUGAUGCUCAGGGUGUAUGAAUUGGAUGUCCGGGCACCAUUUGAUUUCAAAACAAAUCCCUCCUGGCUCAACACAAAUUAUAAAGUUCUUUUAGUCUCAACAGAGGUCACCUACUUUGUUUGUGGAUUGCUUUUCGUUCUGGUAGUGGAAGAAUGGGUUUGGGAUUAUGGUAUUUCAGUAACAAUUCUUCAUGUUACCAUCACGUCAGCUGUUAUGUUGGAAUUCCCUUUGACAUCGCAUUGGUGGGCUGCUUUAGGAUUCGGCUUAAUUUCAAUGAUAUGUGGAGGCCAGACUUUAGCAUACUGUUUGUUCAGAGACAAUUUUAUUUAUCCAGAUCUGGAGGAUUUUUAACGGAAUGGCUGAAUUAAUUUGCCUCAGACUUUCUAUAUUAUCACAUACAUUGUGUUCAAGCUCAGUUGUAUUUUUUGUUCAUAUCUAUAUUCAAGGUUGAAUUUAUUCAGGGUACUUUUUAACUAUAAAAGAGGCGAGACAUUAAUAGAAAGCAGAAGAAUCCUAGUAAAGAACUCAUGAGCAAAGUCAUAAAAUGCAGUGUUUCCCAAAGUAUGUUACAUAGACCCCCAGUUCUGAAUGAUAUUAAUAGUGCCAUGUGGGGAAAAUAAAAUUUGCAUAUUUAAAUAUU